AGUGAUUUAUUUCAAUAUUCAAUACCAUCACCAUCCGAUAGCAGUUCUACAUCAUCGUCAACACCUUGGAUAUUAAUAUUGUUCGCCGGUACUACACAAAAUAAUAAAUGGGCAGAAAUGACUCGUAUACCUCUUGAUUUUCUGAAUUUUUCAUCGUUUAUUGAACAAGAUAUAACAUGUCGAUUUGGAUGUGACAGUUUAAGUACAAUUAAUUUACAUCUGACGCCAAUAACCACAAUAAAAAUAUUUAAAACUUCUAUCGAAGACGGUCGAAAAACGAUAAUUGAAUCAGAAAAUACAGUCGAACAAAAGCUAACAGCUAAAAGUGAAGAUUCAUUUAUUAAAUUAAAAACAGAAUAUCAACAUCUUCGUCCAUCGGAUAGAAAGAUAAAACUUGUCAAUUGGCUAAUGGAUCUCAAAAAUAAAUGUCGUGAAAUCGAAAAUAUAAGUCCACAAGAAUGUACAAUACCAUCCGAACCCAAUUACAAAGUUAUAUGUCCGCAGGAAAUCAGCAAUGACGUACCCGAAAUUCAAAUGCAAAUCGAUAAGCAAGCAUUGAAUGUAUCAUCAGCCCCUACGCAUCAUUUUCUCAUGACUCAACUAACAUCUGAAUAUGAACAAUUAAAUAGAACAAUUCUGGAAACUAUCAACAUAUUGAAUAAUAAUCUUGAUGAUAAUCAACUCAAUCGAAUUCAAAAUGGUAUAGUUCGACGAUUUGAUUCAGCUGAUACAUUGAAAAAAGAAAUGAAAAUCUUCCAAGAAACAUUUCGUUUCGAAAAAUUAGCAACAACUCUUGCCAAACUACAUGAUACAUCGAUUGAUGUACAAAAGGUUCUACGAUCGACUUCUCAUUUUCAACAAACGCUUCCUAGACCAAUCGAACAUGGAUCGCCCGUCGAAUUUGAAGAACAAUUAGAUAAAUGUCGAAUAAUUAUCAAUGAAACAAUUACUCUCAUUCAUGAACGAAAUAAACAAAUGAGUUCAGUAAUACAACAACAAUCGCGUAUAAUUAAUCCACAUAACAUCAAGAAAGUUGUUAAUGUUAACUCAUUUCUACAAUCGACUUAUUCACCAUCGACUAGUAAAAUAAUUAUUACUAAACAGAAUGGUGAAUAUUUUGCAUCACUUUCAUCAAUUGUCAUACGAAUGGAACAAAUUAUUCAGAACUGGUCUUAUAGACAAUUAAGAAUGAAAGCCAUUGAAAUUGUUAAUAAUAGUGAUGACGAAAUUGAUUUCGAAUUUUUAUCAAGUUCAACAGAACGUUCUUUAUCUGUAUUUAUUAUUGAUAAUUCUUCAAAUGUUGUUGCUCUGCAUGACUCAAAUAGUAUCAAAAUUACACCAAAUGUUCAAGCUAAUGAAGGUGAAUAUCAAGAAAAAUGGGAAUUAAAAUUAGCAAAUAAUCGUUUGAGCAUACCGAUGAAAAUUUGUUGUAAAAUAGAGCCAUUUUCUAUUGUCAUCGAUCUACCAGUGAUGGCAACAACAACUGACGAUCGACAAUCGAAUCAAAUAAAAACUUAUUUCGUUGAUUUUGGAGUAGCUCUUGCAUAUCAGGCACAUCAACAAUGUAAAUUUACUAUUAAAAAUCCAAUGUCUCUCGAUCUUUGUGUUAAAUUACGUCGAAAAAAUGGUGCAACUGGUAUAUUUCAAAUUGACAAUAAGCAUUCGAAUUUUUUGCUCUUUGCAGAUGAAUCAAAAGAAAUAGCAAUCGAUUGGAUUGUUCAAGAUAUUGUUCAAGAUUCGAAAUGUAUUUAUGACAUUUAUUUUAGUAAAGAUUUUAAAUAUCAGAUUUUAUGUUUGGGUAAAAUACGCAAGAUCUCAUAUGAUCUUCUUUAUAAAUCUCAUCGUCUAACUGGAAAACAAUUUCGUGAAGAAUUACAGCCAUGUCUUCCCGGUACGAUACUUUAUGAAGAAUUAAUAAUAAAGAAUACGGGUGAAGUUAAAAUGACAAUGGAAUCAAAAGUUGAAAAUUCAUCAACAGCAGUUGUUACUAUUCUAUCACAUGAACAGGCUCUACUGGAAACGAAUACAUCUGUGACAUUAAAAAUUGACUUACAAGUCAACAAUGCACAUCGAUCAAUCGAAAAUCUUAUCAAUUUAUAUUUUCCUCAUGCUACUCAACAACCACAUUUCAAAUUAAUACUAAAUACAACGGCUAGUUGGCCAGAAUUAGAUAGAGAUCUUCUAAAUCGAUUUAAGGAGGUGGAAGUUGAAGAAAAAGCAGACGAAAAACAAGGUCAAAUUGUUCUUUUGAAUAAAAGUCCAGUUGAAAUGUUGAUCGAUGAUUUACAUUCAUCAUCAUCACAUGUCAUAGUUGAUACUCUCACAUCGUUUCCAUGUACAAUUUUACCCCGACAAAAAACUGAAUUUAAUUUUAUUUACAAAGUUCAAACGAAAUUAGCCACAUUCGAUUCUCCAAUAAUUUCAUUUGACCAAGAUAUUCUUCAUUGUGGUACAACAACACAAGGUUCAAAAAUUGAACCAUUUAAAAUUCUAAUAAAAAAUGACGGCCAUUAUCGUGCUCAAUUGGAAUACGAAGUAAAAGAAAAUCCGAUAUUUUCGUUUAAAAUUAACAGUAAUUCAGCUAGUAUAGCAAUAGCUCCGCUUCAAUCGCGAUCAGUUACAUGUAUUGUUGAAAUUCAAAGAAAAGCUCCUCUAGGAAAUUUUCGAAUUGAUGUACCACUAUCAAUUUGUUCAUCAAAAAAAAUAUCCAAAAAAUAUGAAUUAAUUGUUACAGGUCGAGUGGAAAUGAAAGAAAAAGAGAAAAUAGAACCAAUUGAUCUUCCGUUAUCAUGGAAACAUAUGUCACAAUCAGAAACCUAUAAACGACUGAUGAGUCUAUUAGAAGAUAAUUCAAAUCUACAUCGACAAAGAGCCAUAACUGCUGUUGCUCUUAUAAUUAUUCAACUCAAUGGUUUAAUACAUUCCGAUCCGAGACCUGUUAAAAUUCCAGACAAUUUAACAUGUGAUAUGAUUUUAUCAGCAAUCGAAUCUAAUACACAGUCAUUAACAAUCUACACACAUACGAUUAAUGAAAAUAUCAAACAGACAUUUGAUCCGUUUUCUGGAAGAACAUGGAGUCAGUUAUAUAAUAAUAUUCGGACAAUAUUGAAUGAACGAUUAUCUAGUGCAACUAUCGGUAUAGAAGGAAAGACCGAAGCCGAAAAUCUCUUAUUGGCCAUGAAUUGUGCAGAAAAAUUAUCGAUUCUAUUCGAAGAACAUUCGCAAAAUCCUAAUGAACAAAUCUUAGGACGCUUAUUGGAAUUCGAGAAGAAUAUGCUCAAAGAUAAAGACAAUGAAAAAAAGAUGAAAAAACGUUUACUCAGUUAUGCAUCAGUAUUAGUGAUGAAUCAAGAUGAGGCACAAAAGCUAUCGAAUAAAGAAAAGCAACAAGUAAAACUGAUGAUGGAUAAAGUCAGUCAUACCUUUAAAACUCUAGAAGAAACCAAUAAUCCCGUACAAGCAUUUAGGAAUCUUCUAACGUACAUGACUAAUGAAACAAAUCGAAAUUCAAUCGAAUUUCUUGAUCAAAUAUUACAGUUAGAAUCGGAUGAAAAGCCGGUAAAUGAGAAAAUUGUUGUGCAAAAAAUGUACGCAUCUAAUUUGCCAUUAAACGAUACUCAAUUAGUCACACAAGCUAUCACUGCAUCAGACGCUACGCUUACAGCUAGUUCCGUGUUUGACUUUAUUCAAACGCAGUUAGAUGUUACUAAUGAAUCGAAGAAUGUUGUAGAAUUCAUGAAAUUAAGUGAAAAAAUGUCCCAUGACGAUUAUCAACCAUUAGCCAACGAUCUAUUAACGUUACCAUGUGUUCUCGCUUCGUUAUCUUCUGAUUUAAAUCCAGCCGAACAAGAAACACUUCAUGGUUUGCAGCGUCUUAUUUCACACUUGGAAUUAAACGAACAGGCGACAGUAAUCGUGAUUGGUCAAAGUUGA
Messenger RNA from Didymodactylos carnosus, 3933 nucleotides. The record is from the annotation of a GenBank genome assembly. Lineage: Eukaryota; Metazoa; Rotifera; Eurotatoria; Philodinida; Philodinidae.